AUGAUUGUGCUCUUGUGUAUUGGCCUUUUAGCCAUCAUCUAUCUUCUGUUGCUGAUCGUGUAUCGGUUAUAUUUCCAUCCAUUGGCUAAAUUCCCGGAGCCAUCACUAGGAAAGAUAACUGAUUGGUACGCCGCCUGGUGUAUGUGGAACGGUUCUGCACAUACCAAACUAUAUGCGGAACAUCAGAAAUAUGGCGAGCUUACAAGCCUAUAUUCUACAAUGGCCAACGUCUACAAGGCUGACUCUUAUGUGGUAAUGAUCGACAAAACGACACAUGCAUUCAAGCGGAGGAUCCUAUUCAAGGCCUUUACAGAGAAUGCGCUGAAAGGAGUCCAGGGUAAAACCCUAUCCCACAUCAGUCCAUUCUGUGAUAGGCUCGCUACUUCUCCUACCAAUGUCUGGGGACCCAGUAUGGAUGUCGCACCAUUGUGUGACUACCUUGCCUUUGAUGUGAUCAGUAAUCUCUGCUAUGGGCAAAGCUUUAACAUGCCAGGAGAUGGUAGAUAUCGUUAUGUACCAAAGUUGACCAAAACGCUAAGUCGCCGGACUGCAACGCUUUUUCAGCAGAAUAAGGGAUUUUUGUGCUUGGGGUUCAGCGCCAGGGGAGAGAGAGAGAGAGCCCGCCUAGGGAACAAUUUUUCUACAAAAGAUUGUUUCCACUAUAUGCUGAAUGCAGUAGAUCCAAAAACUGGCCAAGGCUUUACAAGUAAGGAGUUGUGGAAUGAAUCAGUGCUCUUUGUUGCUGCCAACCUGAGCUCAGUCCUGUUUCACCUGGCACAUAACAAACAGGCUCUGCAAAAAGCUACAAUUGAGAUCCGUUCGUGUUUUAAACAGGUGGAAGACAUUCGCCUGGGCAGUCAUUUAAAAUCAUGUUGCUAUCUAUAUGCGUGUAUACGCGAGUCUAUGCGUAUUUCACCGUCAGUGGCAAAUAUACCACCUCGCCGUGUGUUAGCUGGAGGAAUGACCGUGGAUGGAUAUUACAUGCCAGAAGGAACUAUAGUCGGAACACCGAUAUACUCCAUCCAUCAUGAUGAGGAGACCAAACCACAAAAGGAUGACCUUCACAAAGCGCAGGCAACAUUUUGCCCUUUCAGCAUCGGUCCACGGUCGUGCCUGGCUAAGAACUUGGCGUGGGUCGAGCUCCCUCUUACAAUCGCUCGAGUCCUAUUCUUGUACGAGAUCCGAUUGCCGCCGAAUCAUUGUCAGGAUGAUCCGGGCUGUUGCAGCUCGGUGCCAAUGGAUCAGAGUCCCCAGGUUAAGUUGCGAGCAUGGGUUGGGGCCGCGCGAGAGGGUCCAUCGCUGCAAUUUCAUGCCAGGAAUAUUAUUCAAGAAUCUAUAGAUCUAACCUGA
This is a messenger RNA of Aspergillus caelatus, 1350 nucleotides long. Its product is annotated as cytochrome P450. The transcript is spliced from 7 exons. The record is from RefSeq and is a predicted model, not a curated record. NCBI's taxonomy places the organism in Eukaryota, Fungi, Ascomycota, Eurotiomycetes, Eurotiales, Aspergillaceae. Bases 1 to 1350 code for a protein of 449 amino acids. Gene Ontology annotation, molecular function: monooxygenase activity; iron ion binding; oxidoreductase activity, acting on paired donors, with incorporation or reduction of molecular oxygen.